AUGACCUAUGGUGCGGCUGUCAGUGACAUUAAUGGGGAUGAGAAUUUGGAUAUUGUCGUGGCGAGCUUUAGUGGAUCCAACAUUGUACUGACUUACGACAACAAAAGUCGCAUGUUACAGAACGUGGCACUGACUGGUUCACCCUUCGAGGCUCUCAUGGAUCCCGAGGGUCGGGCUGUAGGCGUGGCUGCAUGUGACGUCGAUGGCGAUGGAAGGGAAGAAAUUUACAUUCUCAACUCCAACACUGACGUCACAGGGCGGCAAAAUCACGGAGACAAGUUAUUUAAAUAUGUUGAUAAUAGAUAUGUUGAUCUGCUUUCGGAUUCCCUCAAUGCUUGGAUUCCGGAAGUGACGCACGUGGGUCAUUCUGUGACGUGUAUCGAUAGACAAGGUACAGGUCUGUACGCAUUUGCUGUGAUGACCUCCACGCGAAACGGGACGGAACGAUUAAUGCUCAUUGAAAUGGACGUAUCUCACCCGGAAAAUAAUCGUGAUAGCGGGCCGAUUGUCUUGCGAGACGUUGCUAUGGACGCCGGGAUAGACCAGGCAAAGGGCGGUGGAGGCAUAACCAUUGGUCCGAUUCUAGGAACAGACGGGCGUUCGGAUAUUUUCGUUAACACGGAGAGUUUUUGGAAUAAAAACAGGGAAAACAAGCUUUUUAUGAAUAAUGAAGGCGGGAAGUUCAGAAAUGUAGCUCGACAAUUAGGUCUGGCGGACAAAAACCAAAAUGUGAGAGGCAUUGCGAUAGGGGACAUAAAUCAAGAUGGUCUAAUAGAUAUUGUGACCGGAAGUUGGUUAGGAUCCCAAAGAUUGUUUAUUCAGCGUAUUUCAUCCUAUAGCGGAAGAGUGAAAUUCAGUGACAUGGCGACUGCAGAAAUGCGAAAGAGUUCUGCUUUGUGCUCGCUAGCGGUAGCGGACUUCAACAACGACGGUCACACUGAAAUAUUCUACAAUAACGCAAUGUAUCAUGGAGCCCAGCCAAACAGGUUAUUUACAGUUCGCACAACGAAACAUGAAACAGGACAAAAAUUGAAUGUAACAAAAGUAAGUAUCGGGGAAGCUCUUGAGCCAAGAGCAUAUCCUACAGGAAGUGUCGUGACUGAUAUUGACCGUGACGGUGUCCUUGACCUUCUCAUAACUCAUGGCGAGUCGUCUGGAAAUACUAUUACGGUAUAUUCGACAAGAUCGCCCGUUAGGUCUAAAAAACGAACGAGAGACAGAAUGACAUCACAGAGGUCAGAGGUGAUUCAAAGGACAACGUUCGGAAAUAAUCUCCCAGGUAAAAUAAUACAUAACCCAUCACAAGGUCCGACUAGAUUUACAAAUUACUGGGUAAGAAUAAUCCCCAAAACCCGAUUCGGAGCUCCAGCUCGGGGGUCAAAGGUCACCUUAGUGUUAGCCGGGGGUAUAAUGAUGACCCAGGUCAUUGGUGGAGGAUCCGGGUACCGCGGCCAGAUGGAACCGGUGGCACAUUUCGGAAUAGGGCAGACACCGGAUGUGCUAUUAUUAGAAAUCCAAUGGCCUGAUGGAAAGAUACAUCAACGGGAAAUGGGAGUAUCAGAUUUGAACAAGGUCCACGAAGUUCAUUGGUCUAAUUUGUACGACGAAAAAAGUCUAUUUGAUAAUAAGCACGUGGAUAAACGACUUCGGAGGACAACCGGAAGCGCAUCAUUUAUGAACCCCAGCUCUACAAUAGUUAUACUGCUGUGGUGUUUGUGUAUUGCCGAUUAUUUUUCUGUUAUUUAA
Molecule: messenger RNA, 1746 nt
Organism: Mizuhopecten yessoensis (Yesso scallop)
Lineage: Eukaryota; Metazoa; Mollusca; Bivalvia; Pectinida; Pectinidae
Product: cartilage acidic protein 1-like
Exons: 1
Coding region: 1-1746 (581 amino acids)
Source: RefSeq, a predicted model, not a curated record